AAUCACACUACACAUAAUGCGUCGAUGAGACAAGUUCGGCGAAUCGCUAUCCGUUUCAUGCGAAUUAUUUGUGGUCGUAGGCUGCCACGAACAUGGAAGACGAUACUUGUAGUUUUUUCAAUUCAUAUGUACCUUACAGUACCAAUUAUUCUGGCUUUGGAAAUCAACGAACAAUUGACAGGUCUGUUUCGUCCGUUUCGAGAGCUUCAAAAACGAGGGCUACUUCUCGACGAAAUCGACCACUACGUUCUUGACCUUUUCGACGAAAAUGCCUAG
Angiostrongylus costaricensis is the source of this 276-nucleotide messenger RNA. Lineage: Eukaryota; Metazoa; Nematoda; Chromadorea; Rhabditida; Metastrongylidae. The record is from the annotation of a GenBank genome assembly.